AUGCCAUUCGUCAAACUACAGGAGCGGGUUGUGACGCUGAUCAGCAAAGAAUGCCAGCAGAGAGGAGAGAGGGACAUAGAUAUGGUGUUGCCAUGGUUACGUAAGAAAAGCGAGCUUCUUCAAGGACUUGAUACAGACGUGCUGAAGGAUGUGAUCAGGAACUGCAGCUACCGCCACUCCACCAUGGACGACAUCCUCAUCAGACAGGGCGACAAGGGGGACUGCUUCUUCAUCAUGUUGUCCGGGCGUACCUCUGUCUACAUCGACACCAUCAGAUCUGACGACGAUGAUCUCUAUCGCCCCAGCUCAGCCAAGGACGAGGAUGUCGGCAUGGAUGACAUCCACGGCACUAAGGGAAAGCGAAGGAAACCUUUAGACCGGACGAAAUAUGGGAAGUUCAUCAUGCAUUUUGAUGCAGGUAAGAGUUUCGGUGAGAUUGCCCUGAUUAGCGAGGAUGCUGUCCGCAACGCCACCAUCAUCACUGACUAUGAGACUGAUCUCCUGGUCAUCUCCAGGGACCUCUUCAACAGAUCGGUCAAGGCGAAGCAGGAGGAGGAGUAUCGGGAGCGGAGGUCGUUUGUGAACACGUGUCCCCUCUUCUCCCAUUGGUCGCCCAGACUUAGGAGACUCUGUGAGAUGAGUCUGAGAAAGGAGACACACCCCUACGGGUCCGUCAUAGCCACCCAGGGGCACCCCUCCACUGGUCUGAUCUUCAUUCUGAGCGGUCAAGCCAAACUGGUCCUGGAGCCGUCAAAGCACGUGACGCAAUACACCAAGAUCAUGAGGCCCCAGAACGCAGCAAUAUACAAACAGUACAAGACUGUAAAUGCAGACGGUUCUGUGAAUAAAGAAAGCGUGACGUCAGACCAAAUCCGAGUCAGACGGAAGGAGGGGUACGCUGCUGCCGAGAGACGGGUCAUGUCAAGAUAUGUUAACUUAUGCUGCGUGGAGGAAAACGAGAUUGUUGGUGAUAUAGAGAUGAGUCUGGAUCUGGAGACAAACAUUGGGACUCUCAUCUCCACAGAGAACACCGAGAUCUUCAUCCUCAACAGCAAGAACUAUGAGCGUCUGGUUCAGAAGAAGAACCCACACACGGCGGAGACGCUGAAGAUGGAGGCGUACCGGAAGGUGUGCGGCCGACUCUGCACCACCACGGGGGCACAGAUACCGGUCCUCAAGAAGCUUCAGGGCGUGCUCCAGGAUAUGCUCCCUCAUCCUGAACUCUACCUUAGAAGAGCUGACCACAGGAGCAAGGAGUUGAUACACCUCAUCGACAUGUUCCUCAAGGAUAAGGGUCCGUUUAUCCAACCAGUAUUGCCUGAUGCUAUAUACUAUAAGCAGCGGUCGGCAGAGAAAGCUAAAAAGAUUGUCGCUAAUGCUGCGCGAUUUCGGAAAUCAAAUGAUCCACGCGGGAAACCAACCAGGAUGCCAAGAAGUUUGGAUAAGUUAAGAAACAACAUCGAUGCUGAGAUUGAACUCUUAGGUUACAGACCUAGAUCAACAGCAAACGUUGCUCUGGGAGAUGAUGGGGUUUACAGGCCUCUGUCGUCUGCGCUUACUCAGUCGGGGGGAAAGAGUUCCCAGUCUUUCAGACCGUUGACCGCCGCGGGUUCUGUGACGGUAACAAGAUGUGACUUGGAAUAUGAAUUUGGACAGGCACCCCAAAGGGAAGAAACUCCAAACCGUGAUCUGAUUGUUGGAAUUUUUGAAGAGAUGGAACAGUUCCAAAAGGACAAAAAGGAUGAGAGGUCCAGGGUGAUAUGUUCGUGUGUGAGGAAGAAGAAUGAGAACAAGAGGCCUGAGGUGGUUUGUGAUGAUGUGGAUGACGAGGAAUACUUUGACUGGGAAACGAGUGACUCAAAUCUCUGUGUUCUCGAGAACAGGAUCAAGUCUUUCUGUGAUCAAGGAACACAUUCAAUGUCAAAAGAUAGGAACCAUAUUUCAGAACUCAGGAGAUUUCAAAUUGAGCGUCCCCAAUACGUGCCUAUCCCGGGAGGGUCUGUCUUUGUCCACCGACGGCCGUGUCGGUACCCCGUAGACACCCCCGUCAAUCCAGCACUACACCAGCAUGUUAGACGCUUCAUGUUAUCCAGAAAGAGACACCACAUUGGCACAGACACCGUCUGUCUGAGUGACACCAGGCCCCUCUCUGGUCGGGUGCGCGCUGGGUUUUGA
Molecule: messenger RNA, 2175 nt
Organism: Haliotis rubra (blacklip abalone)
Lineage: Eukaryota; Metazoa; Mollusca; Gastropoda; Lepetellida; Haliotidae
Exons: 9
Coding region: 1-2175 (724 amino acids)
Source: RefSeq, a predicted model, not a curated record